AUGAUGCCGCAACCGAUUGGAGCACCAGACGCCGCUGCAACACCAACCAAUAACGCACCAAAAACACCAAAUGCAGCAUCAGCAUCGGCUUCUAUAAUGCAAUUUAUGGAACGUUUUGAUCAGAGUGACAUAAAGUGGAAGAAAUGGUUACAACGCCUCGAAAAUGCCAUGGAGGUAGGCGCCGUUUCCAAAACGAUCAAACCAAAAAUGCUUCUGCACUGCAUCGGCGCAAAGGCGUACGACGAGUUGACCGAUCUGGUCGCACCGGCUAAGCCGGAAUCCAUGCAGUACGACGAGUUGACGAAGAUACUGACGGAACACUUCGAACCCGAGCCGCUCGAGAUGAUGGAACUGUUGGCGUUCCGUAACCGAAAUCAACAGGAAGGAGAAUCUAUCAAGGAGUACACCCGUGCAUUGCUGCAUAAGGCGAAUGAUUGCGGAUUUGGCGACCACAUCCAGAAGGCGCUUGAAUUGCCAAAUGAAUUAAUGAAACCAACUAAAAGAAGAGCAAGUAAAUUACCCUUCCCUAUAGGGGGAUACCUUCCAAAGCGUUAUCGGGGGAUCUGGGAGGCAUUAAUGGUACUACAGUGAGCAUCCUCGAAACCCGUCCAGCAGCGGGUUGGACGUAAGUAUAAUUCAAUUGCUUGAUGACCUGCAGCGCCCCAUGGUCCCUUCGCUUUGGUCUCGAAGGAUACAGCUGGCGAGCCCGCUGGUGUGAAUUAUGGCUCUAACGAAGUUCAGAGGAGGAGACGUAAAGUAUUUUUAGAAAAUCUCGUCAUUAACAAGGGUGCAGAGCUCUUAUUUUAAUGGAAAAUUCUCCUUUGGUUCUGUCGGAGUCUGAGCGACAGUGAUAUUCAUUCUUUACAAUAAAGCAACCCCUCAUUUGCUUACAGUUUUGAUUGAACAUAGUUUCUACAAAAAAUCCCUUCGAUCCAGUUAUGAUGAAAUUUACUUAAACACUUUUUUUCAACCCAUAGUCAGCAGAUGGCGCCAACAAAGAAUAUUUUUUUCGCCAUUCAAACCAUUUACUGAUUAGAGCCGAAGAUGCGCAAGGGUCGGCGCUGCAGGUAUAGAUAUUUCCGUUUAAAGUUUAUGAAAAUAUUGAUUUUUGGUGAAGCUAUUAUCACUGUCCACAAGAGCAAUGGAAACACCGCGAAUAUCGAAGUCGUGGAAAGGAGAUGGCAGCAUGAAAACUCCAGCACUAGCAGCAGUCCCGCGACGCACCAUAUGGUAAUAUUUACCCAGCCCCGAUACCAAUUUGACAAAUUACCAAAACCGCAACCUCCAUCGCACCAUCACCAUCAUCCUGGUCCAGUGUUGCUCUUCUGCCAUUUACAACAUAGACACCCCAUCGCGAUCCGACUUCUCCACCCGCGAGCUGCUAUGAUUCGGAUUGCCUUGGAAACUAGUACGCCAUGACGAUGGUGGCUAGUGUGUAUAGCAAAAUGCAAUGUGCGUCUAUUGCUUCAACAUCACCGUAUCACACCACGCUGUUCUCGCUGCUACUGGAAACGGCCGCUUCUAUGUAUCACCACCCUCACUGUGCGGUGUGGUGUAUCCGUUAUCGCGCUGGAAGCGUGCGAAAUAAAUAGCUUUGUUUGCUUUUCAUAACGCUCGGUCCGGUCCACUUCGUCCACCAACCUGUCUGUCCGAAAUGGUAAAAAAAGAAAUUUUCAGGAAGACAGGUCAUGCUCUUUAGAGCUACCUU
Molecule: messenger RNA, 1708 nt
Organism: Anopheles darlingi
Lineage: Eukaryota; Metazoa; Arthropoda; Insecta; Diptera; Culicidae
Exons: 2
Coding region: 1-591 (196 amino acids)
Source: RefSeq, a predicted model, not a curated record